GCCCUGACACUCCCACCACUCCCUCUGCCAACCAGUGGGAGGACUGUCACUACCAAGUCAGGACUUCACUCUCUUCACUUUCUCCUCGCAAAGUGGCAGUCAUCAUUGCCUGCUUGCAGCUGAGAGGGAAAGCCAGGUUGGACUGGACCAAGGUAGGCCGCUCUCCUACGAAGCCAUGUUGCUGUGGUCAGUAUGGAGUGCAAUAUUGCUACUGACCCCACUGGAGGCUGCAGAGGAGGAUGAUGUCCGAGCAGGCUGCAGCACUGCUGUAAACGACCUGGUCUAUAUUGUUGAUGGCUCAUGGAGUGUUGGCUUCUCUGACUUCGACACUGCCAAGCAGUGGCUUAUCAACAUCACUAGCCAAUUUGACAUCAGUUCCCACUACACACAGGUGGCUGUGAUCCAGUACAGCGACACUCCUCGUCUGGAGAUUUCUCUGGGGAAGCACCAGGGUGGAGCAGAGCUCAUCCAGGCCAUACAGAGCAUCACGUACCUGGGAGGAAACACACAGACUGGCAGGGCCAUCAAGUUUGCUGUGGACCACGUCUUCUCCUCAUCCCAAAGAGCCAGCCAGGUCAAGAACCGCAUUGCUGUGGUGGUUACUGAUGGCAAAUCUCAGGAUGAUGUGGUGGAUGCCAGUAUGGAGGCACGAGCUCAGGGCAUUACAGUAUUCGCCGUUGGAGUUGGCAGUGAGAUCACCACCUCGGAGCUGGUAUCCAUCGCCAAUAAACCAUCAACCACCUAUGUCCUGUAUGCUGAAGAUUACACCACCAUUGACCGUAUCCGAGACUCCAUGGAACAAAAGCUCUGUGAAGAGUCUGUGUGUCCAACACGAAUCCCAGUGGCAUCUCGUGAUGAGAAAGGCUUUGAGCUCAUGUUGGGCAUGAAGGUUCAGAUGAAGGCCAAGAAGAUCCCUGGCUCUCUGACCUCUGAGACAGCCUACGCUCUGACUGCCUCCAUAGACGUAACUGAGAACACCAGGGAGAUUUUCCCAGAGGGCCUCCCUCCAUCCUACGUCUUCGUGGCCACCCUGCGUCUAAAGGGGUCUUCUAGCAGGCUCACCUUUGACCUUUGGAGGGUGCUGUCUAAGGAUAAGAAGAUCCAGGCUGCAGUGACACUAAGUGGGAAGGACAAAACUGUCAUGUUCACCACCACCAGUAUAACAGAAAAGGAGCAGAGAGUCACCUUUAAAACUGGCUUUGAGACUCUGUAUGACGGAAAGUGGCAUCAGCUCAAACUCCUGGUGAGGCCACACCAGGUCACCAGUUUCCUUGAUGAUCAAACAAUCCAGGAAGUAAAGCUGGAACCGGUGGAGCCCAUUUACAUCAAUGGGGAGACACAGUUGUCAAAGAGGCGUGGAACAGACAUCACUGUGCCUGUGGAGAUUCAGAAGCUGCGUCUGUACUGUGAUCCUCAUCAGAGUGAGAGAGAAACAGCUUGCGAGAUCUACUCUGUGGAUGAUGAAAGGUGUCCUCUGGAUCGAACAGCCACAGUCGAGGAAGAAGACUGCAACUGUGUGGUCGGACCACCAGGGCAGCGCGGCCUGCCAGGACGUAUGGGUUUCCGAGGGGAGAAAGGGAGGGAAGGACCCCCAGGACCUGAUGGUAAGCCUGGUAAAGAUGGGAUACCUGGGGAAUCUGGCCCUCUUGGAUUGCCAGGGAUGAAGGGUGAAGUCGGCUCAGUCGGACCAAAGGGGGAGCCCGGGGUAAAAGGUAGCAUGGGAGACAGAGGGGAACCAGGGUUAUCAGGAGAACCAGGACCCCCAGGAGCCAAGGGUCUUCCUGGUGAGAGAGGUGAGCCGAGCCCUCCAGGAGAAGCCGGACCAAUGGGGGAGCCAGGACUACCAGGCACCAGCGGACUGGUUGGGCCACUAGGACCAAAGGGAGACAGGGGAGACACUGGGCUGACUGGUGCUGCUGGAGCUCAAGGUGCCCCGGGUGCCCAGGGACCACCUGGCGAAGCAGGCCCAAAGGGACCUCAGGGAGAAAUUGGGUUGCCUGGGCCACAAGGACCACCUGGAAUAAAAGGAAUGCCGGGAAUCCAGGGGCCCCAGGGGCCGCCCGGAGAGAUCGGCCGAGAUGGUCCCAAGGGGAAGUGUGGAGAUCCAGGGGUCGCAGGUCCUUUUGGUCCACCAGGCCAGAAGGGCUCAACAGGAGAACCAGGUUUUCCAGGGCUGCCAGGUGGCAUGGGCAUGCCGGGGUUCAAAGGUCACAAGGGGGAGAGAGGAGAGGCGGGCUCUAAAGGAACCCAGGGGGAGCGAGGCAGAGAUGGAGAUCCAGGGACUCCCGGUGUACCUGGCGAAGUGGGACCCAGGGGAAGGAAAGGAGAGAAAGGAGUGACAGGUGACGUUGGCCCCAGGGGGACUGAAGGAAAGAAAGGGGACAUGGGCCACAUGGGUUCUGUUGGACCCAGGGGAUUCCCUGGCCAGGAUGGGUUGCCGGGGCAACCGGGCCAACCCGGUUAUCCAGGGAAACCUGGCAAGCCUCCCUCAGAUGAACAUCUUCUAAAGCUCUGCUCUGAUGUUCUGCGUAAUCAACUUCCAGCACUGCUCCAGAGCCUGGCUCCCCCAGCUAGGUGUGAACACUGCCAGAGCGUGAAGGGACCCCCAGGCGAGCCAGGAGCACCAGGACCCAAAGGCUCCAUGGGGACUCCGGGCUACCCUGGCAGGAGUGGCUCUCCCGGUUACCCAGGACCCCCUGGAAUGCAGGGUCCUGUAGGCCUCAAAGGUGACAUGGGACCAAGAGGGCUCAAAGGCAGCAAGGGGGAGGGUUACCGCGGACCUCCAGGACCACCUGGACAGCCAGGAAUUCAAGGUCCUCGUGGCUUCGAUGGAAUCGGCCACCCAGGCAACCAGGGAAUUCCUGGAAAACCGGGGCCACCAGGCGAUCCUGGUAAACGGGGCAAUCCGGGGCUUCCGGGGGUUUGUGAUGUUUCCAUGUGUUAUCAGACAUACAACCUCAGGGAACAUUACAGCAAAGGACCCAACGUCUGAGGAAAGAGCAGCGUGGGAGAGCCGUUGACUUAAAGAGUGUUUAGAGGAAGCGAUUUACUGUAUCACUGAUUUACAGAGACGUGUGUGACUGUUGACUCCCUUUUGACAAAGAGUGUCUGGAGAACAGCUGAUCAGGAGGCAGCAACAACAACCCUAUUAGUUGAGUUAAACUGAAAUGAGAAGGGCAUUGACUCAUGAUUAUGGAAUUCAUGACCAAAGAUGGUCAGCAGGCUGGCAACCUAGCAAAACUUGAGACUUUGAGAGACUAAUAUGGCUACUUUACACUUGCAACGUUUGAAUAGCAGGUUGAAACGGCGAGGUCUAAUCCACCAAAAUAGUUUGGUUUCAUUUUUGUGUGACUAGCAGAACUAGGAUUUGGAAUAAUAUUUGAAAUAGCUACCUCCUCUUAUAUGUGAGUUACUCUUUAUGUUUAAGGCAACAUUACUGAAGGCUUUGCUAGCAAGACAGGAUGCUAGCUAACCUCACCAGCAGCCUGAUCAAAUUUUAAACGCAACACGCCAAACAGGAGACAGACAGGACAGAUUUCCUCAACAAAACGUCUAAAAUAUAAAUGAGAAUGUCUUAAUGCAUUUUAAUAAAGCUAAAGAAGAGUUUUCCUCUGUGGGCUAAUGUUGCAAAAAAGAUACUAGCUUGAUCUGAGAUCUGAGACCAAGCAAAAUUCAAGUAGACCAAGCAAUUAUUUUCUAAUUAUUAAUUUAUUCCAGACUAUGAUAAAAAACUGCAUAUGAUCAACAGAAGUGGAACAAGAAUCCGCUUUCAUGCUGUGCUUGAAAGAUGUGCUUCUCUCUGCUUCACCAAAGCUUUAUAUCAACCAGCGAGGUUAUUCCUGCCCUCAGUGCAGCGCUGCCUCGGAGAAAUGAAUUGGUUUACGUCACAAUGUAAGAACUGGGCAUUUUCACAUGACUGUCUUGUGAAAGGUUAGUUAACAGUUAGGCUGUUUGGUCAAAGAUAAGAACAAAAAAAUAAAAAAUACAAAGUUCAUGAAUAAAUGAGAAAAACUCUUAGUUGAAAUCACUCCAACCACAACAUGUAAUCCCUGCUGGUGGAAAAACAUAUUUCUACCACCUAUUGUGAACGGAGCACUACGGUUUGUGCUUGUCCAUCACUGUGACACAGAGGGUUGUAAGAAUCCUGUCACUGUCUGUUUGUACCUAUCAUAUUUGUUUUCUUGUUUACCAAUAUUAAAUGACCUUAUUUUGCAUUGCUUUUCUAUCUGUGUGGAUUACCAUAAAUUCUCAAAUAGUGGCCUUUAUUUACCUCAACUGCAGAUUUAUGCAGAGUUAUAUUACUGACAGGCCUAGAUUUCCAAUUCCUCCAUUUAGUUAAGCCUAUUUGACCUUAUUUAAGUAAGACGCCUCCCUGUUUCUUGAUAUGCUCCCUUUUUAAUUUGCUGGUGAUGCUGUUUAUUGUUGCAAAGCCAAAAUGUCCACUCUACCUGUUCUGAUAACUUCAUUGUAAUUUAAUUUUCAUAGUACUAAUUGCUGCUUUUUAAUUUUAAUUUGAUUUCAAACUAUACAUUCACAAUACCGACACUGGUUUUUUUACAUUAAAAUCCUCCCAGCGCCUCAAAGGGCUUAAUCUAUCACGUUCCUGGUAAGCUUUUAAUUUGAAACAUCUGCAGGAAGUAUUGAGUUUCACUGACAAUAAACCAACCACACAUGGAAAAACGGCAGCGUUGAAUCGAUUGGAAAUAAUUAGUGAAUGAAAAGGAGGAACUUAGAGCAGCAGAGUGGUGAGCAUGUUCCAUGAUUUAAAUGCUGGUUUUUAUUUGAGAAUUUAUGGUAUACCAUUUUAAUGACCAAACUAAGCUCUUUUAAGAAAGUUGUGCUCAACAGAAAUGUUAAAAUAUUAAAAAAUGUAACAUUGGCUAUAUGGAAUAUGCUGAUUAAAUAGUGUGAAGUUAUACAGUAGACCCACAAUGUGACUGGAUGGAUUACUUUUACAAUUGUCUAUCAGUGUUUUUAAAAUUUGCAGAGCAUGUUAACAAUUUCAUGCUAAGCUAGUUGGAUAAUUAAAACUACGGUCUCCAUUCUAUAGUCCAUCCAAAAUCAAUUUACUCAGCAAGUGUUAAUCACAGAGCGUUAGUUUCCAGAUUUACAAAUAUAGGCACAGCCUUCUAUUGCAAGUGGGUUUAUCCCUCGCUCGCACCCCACUGAAGACCUUAACUCCCACAAGCACCAACACACACCCACUUCACGAGAAUCAAUAACCAGUCCAUACCUCGCCAACGUGUCAUAAUCUAAUUGCACAUCACAGUACAUCAUAUGCGCAGAUGGCAUAGAAACAGUGCAAUAUCACCAUGAGGGAAUGAAACUGGAAAUGAACAGCAAAGAGCAGUGUAGGAGAGAAACAGCUCUCCGUGUGCCAAAAGCAUGAGGGAGAGCACCCAGUUAAAGCACCCCAAAUAACAAUCACUCUGACAAAAUUCUCAAGACAGAGUGAGUCAUAGAAAAACAACAGACAUCCCACAGAUAGAAACAAAUGAGAGAACAGGGGGAAGACCAGGAAGCUGCAGUGUAAAUGUUUUCCACUGUCAUUUCUCAGCACUGAGUGGAAAUGACGCCUAAACAGCCCACCUGGGCAGAUGGGGGUGUCCAAAAACUCCCUUCUCGCUGUGUCUGGGAUGGAAGAAAGGUGCAACCAGAAAUCCCAGUGGAUCAUUGUCUGCCACACUGCGAUCCUUGCAGUAGAGAUAGUGAUGGAGGCACACAGGGCCAGAAUGGCGCUGGAAGCCUUGAUAAAUCAGGAUCAAUCUUCAGGACGCAUAACAUCUGGCUGAGCAGCCAGUCUUGUCAUGGCCACCUGGAAGGUGCACCGAUGAAAGGUGACCCUGGCAGUCAUCUGGUCUCUGGUGGAGGGUAGAGCCAGCCAUCGUCUAACCGUCUUUGUAGUUUGUUUUACCCCAAAAAACGAUGUCAAGUUUGGCUCAAAGGGAGCAGGUACCAUCAGUUUCAGGGCUCCACCGCCACUGCAGUCUGGUACUUCUUGAUGGCUGGAAAAAGAGGCAACAUCUGGUAACUUGGGCAAGAGAAACUCGCUAUUUAUGUAUUCUGGGGUGCUUCUCGGCCUGAAUAAGGCACAGUAUACACGUGGCUUGAGGCGUGAGGGCUAGGCACAGCUCACAGUGGGCAGGUUGAAAUCUAUAAUGUAGUCAGUCUAGCACGCUGGACAAAUUCAGACACCACUGGAACACAUCUUUGAAGUCUAGUCAGUUGCUCUUUGUGGCGAAGUUGAACGUCUGGUCUUAGUCCAAUUUACGCACAAGGUCAGACCAAGGUAGGGCCCAUGUCAUGUCUGUUCAUGUCAUGUCAUAUAUGGACGUCUUCAGUGCUGCACCAACGAGAGAUAAACCCACUAGCGAUAGCCUUAAAGGGGGAAGCCUAUACAGGAUAGAACAGCCGUGUGUUCAGUCACACCAGCUAUGUGGAGAAAUGACGAUGAUAUAGAGCGAUAUAGAGGGAUUUAGCAACAAUAAGCCGCUACAGGCAUCAUAUUAGCUCUCACAGACAAAAAGCAAUAAGCACUCAAUUACAGGAAGAAGCAGUAAAACAAUGUGUUUGCAAGGAACAAGACAUGUUUGUUUUUUGACACAAAUUCAGAAGACUGUAUUUCCAUAGCUAUUUACAUAAAGUGUUGGUAGCUUUAUGGGAGAUGGCUCCUGUCCCAGUUUCCCAAGAAGACAGACUUAAAAUUCCAUGUAUGGUUAGGACUGAUAAGACAAACAUGUCAUCAGAAAACUCUUUCAGAGACUUUGGAACCUUUCCAAAUGCCUUGAGGUGUGACAAACGGGUUAGUACCUCUCUCUGGGGUUCAGACUUCAGGAUGCCAGUUUCCAAACCGUUGUCUGUUGCUCUAAAACUGUAAAUUUGGACUUGUCAAAGUAAGCUUGGCAGGUAUCACUGCUGUAAGAGUAGCUAGCCUCGGUAUAUGGAUAAGUCUUCAGAAAUAGGAAGAAUUCAGGUGUGCAUUAAGCCAACAGUCCUGCUGGAAGAGUAAGGAUUUUAGACUGACUGUCCUACUAUUUAUUACUAUUGUUAUUUUUGCUUUUCUUUUGAUAAAAAUGUGAUUUUACUGUAUGAAGAUAUCACAUAAGUUUUCUGUAUGUUGCCAAAUUGUGCCUUUAGCUUCCAGCCUUUUUACUUCUUAUUUAGCACCAUUAUAUCAUUUUAAUGUUGUGUUACCAGCAAAAAUCUAUUCUAAAGCUAUAGCUAGCAGCCUCUAGAGACAGCAUUGUUUAUCACAUCCCACACUACUAAAUGGUUUCAUGAAACAAACAACAUAUUGAUGAUUUUGCUAAGGCUGCCCCCAACUUUGAUUCUACUAGUAGAUCAUUAGAUAAAGCCAAUUUAUGACAUUAAUUAUAUGUGUGUGUGUAUAUAUAUAUAUAUAUAUAUAUAUAUAUAUAUAUAUAUAUACAGCUAACAGAAAUUGAUUCUGAAUGUAGUUCAUUAAUUUCACCACAGUAUAACAUCACACAGUCUCGCUGUUCAAAACACGGAAUAAAGAACUUCCAAAUUCACAAAAACAAACACUGCCAGACUUAUCAAUGCGAGGGAUGGUGGAUAACUUUAACAGUUACUUACAAAUUAACUUGCUACAAACUCACUCCUCCCACUCCGUUUCGCGCCUCUCCUGCCGCUGCCGUGUCUUCUGGUCCAGAAUCAGAGCAGAGUCCUGGUCUGAGCCGCUGGAAAUCAGCUGGCCUCCGUUGGUCUACCUGGCUCCAGUACUGUCAUUCCAGCUUUGCUCCCAGCCAGUGUAGUAGUGUUUAAACUCCCCCUGUCCUUUGAGCUGCCAGUCCGGGUACAGUCAGGUAAUAAGACCGCUGACUUACUAGUGGCAGCAGCUAGUACAGUUAGCAUAUGCAACAGUGACUCCCUGUGUACAAGAGAAAAGAUCCGUGUUGCAACAAUCCUCUGAAACUUAAGUCCCCCAGUGACAAGGUGCAGCCCCCGAGUGGAGUUUGAUAUUGUUUUUCUGUGAGUAUCCGACUAAUCAAAAGUGCGUCAACUAAGAAUCUUCACAUCAACUAAUGGUCAAGUCGGCUAUUAGGAGGCAGCCCUACAAUUUGCUAUCCGGAGACUUUCCAGUUGUGUAAAUUUGCCUUAGAUGUUAGUAAGUUGUCAGUCAUAGGGACCAUGGAUGUGAUAAAAAAAUUUUUAUAUUAAGUUGAAUUCUAUGACUUCUUCCAGUUAUAUUUUGACAACUUUAUAUGAAAAUAGAAAUAUUGGACUAAUGGGAAUGCCAGGAGGUAACCCUAUCCCCUUAAAAAAUAAUGUUAAUAUAUCAUUAAUUUGCAUUGAUAGAUAGAUAGAUAGAUAGAUAGAUAGAUAGAUAGAUAGAUAGAUAUACUUUAUUGAUCCCAACCUGCGAAAUUGCAUUGGCAAACAUAUCAGAUUUACAGGAAACGCUGUGCUGUACCAACAUAAUGAUAAAGGGUUUAUAUUUUACAUUAAACAAAUGCUGUCAUCUUCUGUGGCUCUGAAAGGAGUUUAUCAAAGUUAAAACAACCAUGAUAUAAUCAGGGUUACCUCGGCCUUGGCUUGAGACUUGAAACUGAUAACAGCAACCUUGUGUUAGUUGCAAACUGGAGGUGUGGAGUUUGAAAGAAGUGAGGCAUUUGGGAGGCAUAGUAAAGGGAUGUACUUUUAGAUGCAUUAUGGGCCAUAUCUCGACUUGGAGGAGGAGAAUAGUAUAGGUCUUUUUUUUAUCUUUUAGUGGGGUCUUUUGAACUUUGAACUGCUGCUUCAGUUUUCACUGCUCUCUGUUUAAUCUGCCUUUUAUGAGCUCCCCAACUGUAUGAAAUACAGUCCUAUAUCGCUGGAGCAACCCUUUAACCAAGUGCUUUAUCAGCCUAAACCUUUUGCUGCCCUGGCAAUUGGUAUAUCAGCUAGUGGUCGGAUAAAGACGCUCUUAGAAUACUCAGCUAAGUUUGGGUAUAUCAACACAGACUUUUGUGGUGGCAGAUAGGAAGAGGUCUCCGGCAUCAAAGUCACAUAUGUUGUCCUCUCUUUCCUAUGGCUUUUUGCAGUAUGUCAUUGUCACACUAUUUCUUCUUUUGCUUCUGAGUAAGUUCCUGUUUUCUGAUGAGAACAGUGUCACAUUGAAUUGUGUGUUGAAAUGUGCAGCUGUAGUUUCAUUGUAACACACCACUGGUAUUUUUAGAUAUUUUUUGGGUUAUCUGACAUUUGAGUACUGACACCUUCUAUACACGGCAUUAGCGUAUCUGCAACAUCUUCACUGCAGAUGCAGUCUAUUUCCUGUUCAAGUUGUGAAUCGUUUUAUUAUUUAAAAUUACAAGGGUUAAGCAAAGAAGACUUUGUGAAAACACACUAAUUACAUCCUUGAUUAGCGUUUGUUUGCAUUGUGUUGUCUGUGCUCUGUAUUUGCAAUAUAUUCCAAGAUGCAACUAUUCAUAACCUUUUCAAAGUUAAUAUUAUGUCUCAUAUAUGUAAAUGCAGAAAAAAAGGCAAUGUUUACAAUAGUAUUUUUAUAUAUAUUUUGUACAUUUUGCAAAUGCAUUGCAUUAUUAGUUUGGUUGUAAAAUUAUUUUAUAUUAAAUAAACCAUAAUUAUGUAACACCAA
This is a messenger RNA of Dicentrarchus labrax (European seabass), 9598 nucleotides long. Its product is annotated as collagen alpha-1(XXI) chain. Bases 176 to 2992 code for a protein of 938 amino acids. The transcript has 32 exons. The record is from RefSeq and is a predicted model, not a curated record. Lineage: Eukaryota; Metazoa; Chordata; Actinopteri; Moronidae.